Molecule: messenger RNA, 2186 nt
Organism: Gadus morhua (Atlantic cod)
Lineage: Eukaryota; Metazoa; Chordata; Actinopteri; Gadiformes; Gadidae
Exons: 5
Coding region: 48-2186 (712 amino acids)
Molecular function (GO): DNA binding; protein binding
Source: RefSeq, a predicted model, not a curated record
GUUUGAGGACCCAAGAGUCUCUAUCCUGUCACCUGCGCAGAGUCUGCAUGAAGGAUAAGACACCACCACAGAUCCUAGAGGUGGUUGAAAAGGCCAAGAAAGAUGUGUGUGACCUCCUGAAGAAUGGACGGGCUUUUAGUUAUGCAGUCCUGAAGCAAAUCGUCUCAUCACCAAAUCCACUCGAAGGAUUGAUUGAGGAGCUGAAAUACCAUCACUUGUUUGUGACAGGAGUCCCUCCUCCUCUGCCCAUUGGUAAUCCAAGGUUGGUCACCGAAACCCUUUCUGAAUGCCCUGGGGAGGCACCCGGAGAAACAGAGCCAUCUGAUGUGGAAUCUUGCGGCAGCAAUGAGCUUUUUCAAUGUAGACAAGAGAAAACGUAUACCAAAGACAAAAUGGUGAAAGCGAAGGAUUUAGGCAUUUUGAAAAAGCAUUCAGCAGAUCAUCCAUUGCUCAAGCGCUUUGCCGACUACCUAAAGAAUGUUUACGAAAAUGCAAAGUACCAACAGGAGGUUGACACUGUUUCCCGGUACCUGUAUUUUGCUGAUCCUACGGAACCAUCUUUGAAGUUUGUCAAUGACAGAGAGAAGCUCAGAGACUUCCUGGGUCAACAGGCUAAGGCAGGGUAUAAGGCACAAACAUCAGGAAAUUACAUCAAGUGCUUGAAAAGGUUCUUGGAGUUCCACUUGACAAGGACCGGCUUGAGACAGGAUGACGGGGAGCUCUACAAGCAGUGCACAUUAUAUUUGAGUUUUUUAACUUCUUCACAGAGUGUCCUCUCUAAGCAAGCGAGCAAAGAAAUUGUGCAAAAGAGUCAUGCCUUGUCGUUUGACAAAAGUCAACCCACACCUCGUGAAUGCUUGGCUGUUCUUGAUAAAGGUGAAGGUGACUUAGUGAAAAUCAUGAAUCAACUUGAUGACAGUUCUUCUUCCUCCCUGAGUAGGACUGAGUGCAUAUUUGUGCUAUACUAUCUUGAGGCAAUUGUCAUACUAAGACACUGCCAACAGCCAUGUGUGGUGCAGAGCAUGAAGGUCAAGGAAUGGCUUGAACGGAAACACGCAGAUGAUGAUUCAAUCGUUUUUGUAAAGGACCACAAGACGGCUGCACAUUUUGUGGUCUCAAUUGUCCUGUCCAAGAAGGAGGAGGCGUGGUUUGAGAAAUAUUACACCAAAGUGCGGCCACAGCUCCUUGCUGGCGAAAGGAAACGUAAGCGAGAUGAGCAGGAUGAGAAGGAUGGAGAUGUUUUUUUCUUUGUGUCCUCCCGCGGUAAGCCAAUUAACAAUGCAGCUGGUGAUCUGAUAAAGCUCCAGCAAAAGUGCAACGUCCCCCAGGUGAGCAGCCAGGUUGUACGGAGGGUAUUUGAGACAGCAGCUAACCGCCUGGAUGACCCUCAGAAGAAAGCAGUUUCUGACUACCUGGGCCAUUCUGGCACAACAGCUGACAGACAUUACAGGAUGAAAUCUCUUGAAUCCAUUGUGAUAGCUGCUGGUCUGCUGAAGAAAUUACAGAGGCAGAAGAAGUCAAGUGCUGGGCCUUCCGGAGAAGGGACCCGUCAAGAGGCUCUUGGAGAAGGGACCAGCCCUCAGUCAGUGGAGUCUUCCAGCCAUGGUGACCAUUGUGCUCUCCCUCAGCCUUCCUUGAGACAGCUAGUGAUCGAUUUAGAGAGGAUUCCUGAGGGAAAUGACAAAGUCAAAUUCCACGAGGCAUUCAAGUCCCUCUUGGAAAACCACCCUGUGACACUGAGUGGUCAAAUCCCAAAAGUGAGAAUCCGCAGGGACACCUCGGAGGCCAAUCAGCGGAAGCUUUACACGCACUGGGCGCAAAAGCAAUUAGAAAUGCGUGUAAAACACACCCGUGAACAAUUCAAUCGGAGGAGGCCAACGAAAGAGCGUGUCGACACAUGGGUCAAAAAGCAGGGAUGGAAGUGCAAGGCUGCCAACAUCAGCACUGAGGUUGUGGAGAACUGGGCACCAUCUGGAUCUGAGGACCGCAUCAUGGACAACAAACACAGGUGUCAUUGCCACCCUGACAAGAGAACAUUUGGCAGGCUGGUGAAUCAUUCCAAAAAGAACUCGAACAUCAAGCCCCUGCACUGUGUGGUGGACAAGCAUGGAGAAAUGAAGGAUGUGAUCCUUUUCAUUGCAACCAAGGACUUGCCAGUGGGUGAGGAAGUUCUGUUUGACUAUUGA